AUGGGUAUUCACACCAAUCUAAUGAUGGAAAUUAUCCAUGAGAGUGAGCAUCAUUGCAGUGGUGUAUUCAGUCAAGGAUUUAAAGUAACUUUAUCAACACCUGGCGAAGCAUUACAAACAUCAAGAAAAUAUUUUCGAUUGCCCCUUUCCCAUGUUAAUUCGAUUCAUAUUGUACCCGAGAUAACCAUAACUACUGAAAAAUUACGUAAUUUCAAGCCGUCACAACGAAAAUGUUUCUACUCGUAUAGCUCUUCGGAGCGUCAAUUGUAUUUCUUAAAAAUAUACACACAAAUCAAUUGUGAAGAGGAGUGUUUGGCAAAUUUUACCAAGAAUUUGUGUAGAUGCGUGAAAUUUUAUUGUUAUGAAUUUCAUAUUUAUAUCAUAGGAGAGAUGAGUACAAAAAUUUGUGGAACAGCAAGGAUACAGUGCUUAGAAGCAGCACAAAAGAAACUGCAAACCCCAUUGAACGGACGGGUCUUUCGUAAUGGAUGCAAUUGUAUGCUAACUUGUACAUUUAUCAAAUAUAAAGCGCGUUUUAAUCGGAGUCCAAUUAAUUCAUGGGACUAUAAUGAACGUGGAAGAAAAUGGAAAUAUAGGCAUGCAACACUUGUUGGUUUCGCAUUUGAAAAGGAUUUGAUGAAGACAGACAAAAUUAUUGAAACGUAUACAAUUGUGGAUUCUUUGGCUGUUUGUCGUGGUUUGCUUGGAUUAUUCAUGCGCAUUAAGCAUCAUUGAACUGAUUUUUUACGCCACACUUCGGCUUUUCUGGAGACUGCGUCAAAAUCGACAAAUUGCUGUGACACCACUUGCUUCAACGAGUAAUCGGAACCGUAUCUAAUGCAAUUUGAACAAAACCAAUCCGUCGAAAC
Contarinia nasturtii (swede midge) is the source of this 869-nucleotide messenger RNA. RefSeq names its product pickpocket protein 28-like. Bases 1 to 735 code for a protein of 244 amino acids. The record is from RefSeq and is a predicted model, not a curated record. The transcript has 2 exons. Gene Ontology annotation, molecular function: ligand-gated sodium channel activity. Gene Ontology annotation, cellular component: membrane. Gene Ontology annotation, biological process: sodium ion transmembrane transport. Lineage: Eukaryota; Metazoa; Arthropoda; Insecta; Diptera; Cecidomyiidae.